GGGUGCGGUUUUGGAAAAUAGCAUGUCAGAGUGGAGCUAGGCGCUGUCCUUUUCCGAUCUGCGUUUAGGUACACUUUUUUUGUCACCAAGUCCUGUUUGGCGCAGUGUCGCAGUUCGGAGCUGUGUCACAGCAUCCCAGAGAACGACAAACCUUGGGCCCUGCUCAUUCCAGAACUCAGCACUGAAAGGCAUUCUUGUGCUCGUGCAUUGGCUGGCAACGCUGAAAUUCGGAAAUAAAGACUGCUUCCCAACAUUUUCUUGGACAACUUAAAACAGAAAAAAAAACAAAAAACAAAAAACAAAAGAAUGUAUGUAUUUCCAAAGAUAUCUUUGAGACCUGAAGUUGAAAACUAUCUCAAAGAGAGCUUUUUGAACGAGGAGGCUGUGUCUGCUUCAAGCAGACAAGAAGCAGAAAGGAAGUUUGAGACUCUGCUGCUUCGCCUGUCACACCCUCCGUCGUUGACAACUGUCAGAGUGAAUACGCAUUUAGGCUCAGUUCAGCAUGUCAGAGGUCUGCUGCUUGAAGAGCUCCAGAAGCAGUUUGGUGAAUCCAGCAUUCCUGUUGUUCAGCAUCCAGCCCUCCCGGAUGUCUUGCUCAUCCCCAUGACUGGACCAAGGAAGAAUAUAGAAAAACAACAGUGUGAAGUGAUUGUUGGCGCACAAUGUGGCAAUGCAGUAUUAAGAGGAGCCCAUGUCUAUGUUCCAGGAAUUGUGUCAGCUUCAAAAUUUAUGAAAGCUGGAGAUGUUAUUUCCGUGUAUUCUGAUAUUAAUGGCAAAUGUAAGAAAGGAGCCAAAGAAUUUGAUGGAACUAAAGUAUUUCUUGGAAAUGGAAUUUCUGAACUGAGCCGCAAAGAUAUCUUCAAUGGGUUACCUGAUCUGAAAGGUAUAGGCAUAAGAAUGACAGAACCCAUAUAUCUCAGUCCCUCGUUUGACAAUGUUCUACCCAGUUAUAUAUUUUUACAGAAUUUACCAUCUACAGUUGUAGCUCAUGUUCUUGAUCCUCAACCUGGAGAGAAGAUUCUAGAUAUGUGUGCAGCCCCUGGGGGCAAAACUACACAUACUGCAGCACUGAUGCAGGACAAGGGAGAAGUAAUAGCAUUGGACAAAAUAUUGACAAAAGUGAACAAACUGAAGCAGAAUGCUUCAUUAUUAGGGCUUCAUUCUAUCCGGGCAUUUUGCUUUGAUGCAACAAAGGCGCUUAAGCUUGAUACUACCGAUGGCAUAGAAGGGGGACCUCCAUUCUUACCAGAAUCUUUUGACCGAAUUAUCCUUGAUGCACCCUGCAGUGGAAUGGGACAGAGGCCAAAUAUGGCUUGUACUUGGACUUUAAAGGAAGUGACAUCCUAUCAGCCACUACAGCGAAAACUCCUUCAUGUGGCAGUUCAACUCCUGAAGCCAGGGGGAGUGCUGGUCUACAGUACAUGCACAAUAACUCUGGCAGAAAAUGAAGAGCAAGUUGCCUGGGCCCUCAGAACAUUCCCCUGCCUUCAGCUUCAACCCCAGGAACCACAGAUUGGAGGAGAAGGGAUGGUGGGAGCUGGCCUGACAUUGGAGCAAUUGAAGCAGCUGCAGCGAUUUGAUCCAUCUGUUGUACCACUGCAGAACAUGGACACUGAUUCUCUUGGAGAGGCCAGAAGGGAAGACAUGAUUUGGUUGGCCAACAAGGACUGUAUAGGCUUCUUUAUUGCAAAGUUUCUAAAAUGUCAAAGCACAAAAGAGAAGGUUUCUCAGAAAUGAAAAUUCUGAAGACUGUCUGUGUGGGGGGCUUUUUCUUACACUGAAGUGUUGUCAAGCCAAGGGAGUGAUGGCAUGGUUGCUCAGGAAACAGGAUGAUGCUAAUGGCUUCCCUGGGAUCGGAAGGAGCAGCAGGCAUAUGUGGUUCUGGGGAAGUGGGGGAUAGGAAAGCAUAAUCAGCCUCAUGCUUUAUGAAAGGAAAGGAGUUGCCUGUGGGGGUCUGGAAUAUAAUUUCAGUUUUAACUCAUAAAUAUUAGUCUUUCUAAUGUCAUAAAUAUUGUCUUUCUAUGCAAAAAAAAAUAGUUUAAAAACAAGAACAAAGCUCUAAAGCUUUCAAGUGGUUAUGAAAAACUGUUUUCAGUUUCCAAGAUGGCGGUAGUUUCUUCAGUAAGUUUUCAGGACAUGGACAGUAACACUAACCUCAUCAUAACUGAGGUAAGUCGGCUUGUUGCUGGAGUCUGCCUCUGUCUCUCUCUGCUUACUGAUUGUAAAGCUGGCUUCUUAAUUUAAAGGUUUAUUUCUGUACUGAGUAUGUGUGUGGAACACAUGGUGAAGUCAGAGGACCACCUUUGGGAAUCAGUUUCUCGCCUCUACCUUGGGUUCUGAAGCUUGAACUCAGAUCCUCAGGUUUGUGUUGCAGGUCCUUUUUACCUGCUGAGUCAUUUCACCAGGCCACAGGUCACUUCUAAAUAAAGCUUGGACUUGCGCUAAAUACUUUGAAAGGUGAAGCCUAGUUAUUUACUUUGUAGUUAAAAUGGCCAUUGAGAAGUACUCCACAUUUUGGCUAUAUUUUAUCAUCUUCGGGAACAGACAUCAUGCAAAAUAAUAGGGAAAUGCUUGGUGAGGAGGAGAAAAGCAGUUACUGAGAGCCAGGACUCCCAUGCCCAGUAGCUGUUCCAGAGGUUAUUAUGUUAGAGUUCUAGAUUUAAAGGGUUGCUUUUUUACUAUAAAAUUACAACCAGAAGACACACAAAGAUUUGCUUCCAGCAUUCCCUCUGUCAAUUUUCAAAGGCCAUUUCAAAGGUAUCAAUGGAAGGUUCUCCCCCAAGGUAUGAAGAAUGGUCCUACUCUGUCAGAAAUUUGUGGAUCAAGCUUCAAGAUUCAUUAGGGCUAAGUAUAGAAAGGCUUUUAUUUUAUAUUAUAUGAUUGAUAUUCUUAUAGCAGAAAAAACAAAGGAUUUAACUGAA
Messenger RNA from Mus caroli (Ryukyu mouse), 2921 nucleotides. It is a transcript of the gene Nsun6, whose product is annotated as NOP2/Sun RNA methyltransferase 6. The record is from RefSeq and is a predicted model, not a curated record. Gene Ontology annotation, biological process: RNA methylation. Gene Ontology annotation, molecular function: RNA binding; RNA methyltransferase activity. NCBI's taxonomy places the organism in Eukaryota, Metazoa, Chordata, Mammalia, Rodentia, Muridae.